Molecule: messenger RNA, 1374 nt
Organism: Dovyalis caffra
Lineage: Eukaryota; Viridiplantae; Streptophyta; Magnoliopsida; Malpighiales; Salicaceae
Source: the annotation of a GenBank genome assembly
AUGCUUACGUGCAAUGUGUUUGACCAAGAAGUGUUGAAUAAGUCAUAUGCAGGCAAUAUUGCAAGGGAUUGUGCUUUGCUGGGCAAGAAGAAACAUGGGUUUUGUAAGUUUGAAAAUGUCAAGUGGGUGGUUUGGUUACAACCUGCUGUCUCCCACUCAAUAGUCAAGUUUCUUCCUGGGUUUCAGGGGCCGCUUCCCUUCCACCAUGAAACCGGAUAUGUUGGUGUGGAUGAAGCAGAGGAUCUGCAGCUCUUCUACUACUUCAUCAAGUCCCAGAGGAAUUCUAAAGAGGACCCUCUUUUGCUUUGGCUAACUGGUGGCCCUGGUUGCUCUUCUUUUACCGCUCUUGCUUUUAAAAAUGGUACAAUCAGUUUCGAGGCAAAGGAAUACAAUGGGAGCUUACCUACAUUGGUCUUGACUCCUUACUCAUGGACACAGGUGGUUUCCAGCAUGAUAUUUUUAGAUUUGCCUGUUCCCACUGGAUUCUCCUAUGCAAGAUCCCCGGUUGAUUUUCAGAGAAGUGACUUUAAACAAGUUUCGCAAGCUGUCCAAUUUCUUCGAAAGUGGUUAAUGGAUCAUCAAGAAUUCCUCUCAAAUCCAGCCUACAUUGCUGGUGAAUCCUACUCCGGCAAGAUCGUCCCAGCUGUUGUUCAAAAGAUUUCUAAUGGACAAGCAGCCACCAUGUCUAUUGGAUACCUCCUAGGAAACCCUGUUACUGAUCCUACUUUUGAUGAUAACUCAAAGGUUCCAUUUUGUCAUGGAAUGGGACUUAUUUCUGAUGAACUCUACGAGAAAAGUUGUCGAGGAGAAUAUCAAAUGAUAGAUCCGAACAAUGCAGAGUGUUUGAAAAGUGUAGAUGCUUUUGAUAAGUGCAUUUCAGAUAUUGAAGGGUCACAUAUUUUGGAACGCAAGUGUCCUCUUGUUCCCCCACGCCCGACAGAGUUGGGCAAGAGAAGAUAUCCCAAUGAGAACUCUCAAGAAUUCCUCCAUUUUGAACCUGAUCUUCCUACAAUUGGAUGUCACGGAAGUAUAGGGGAGUGGCAAAGAUGCGAUUAUAAAUUUCCUUACACUUAUGAAAUUCAAAGCAGCAUUAAGUAUCAUGCAGAACUUGGGAUAAAAGGUUAUCGCAGAUUAAUCUACAGUGGCGAUCAUGAUAUGAUGAUACCAUUCUUGGGAACUCAAGCAUGGAUUAGAUCUUUAAACUACUCUAUUGUUGAUGACUGGCGUCCAUGGCACUUUCAAGGUCAAGUUGCAGGAUACACGAGGACUUACUCUAAUCAAUUGACAUUUGCCACUGUGAAGGGUGGAGGCCACACAGCUCCCGAGUACAAGCCUGCUGAAUGUUUUGUAUUCGAAUUCUAUUACUCUAAAUAA